AUGAACGUCGACCUCAGCCGGGCACACGACUUAUUCUUUGGGCCACCCUCAGAGCCCAUCGAGGUCGGCAAAUUCAUCGAGGAAACAGCCCGGAUACACGCUGCUACUGCUGAAGAUGUGCUCACACAUCCUAGUUGGCAGGAACUCUCUGCAGAAAGCCGGGCCGCGAUCGAAGCAGAGUGUUCAGGGAGCAUCGCUGAACUGAAGACGACCAUUGAGGAUGUGUGGAAUAACCCGAUGAUUUCUGCACAUCUGUACACCAAGCAUGACGACGCAAUAUCUUCUGCUCUCGGACAGGCGGAUGGCUUGGCUCAGAAAGGGCGCAAGCGAAAACGCUUGGAUCUGGCUGAUCAGAGUCGCGAUACUCCCGAGCUCCAGGCUUUGCAAGAAUAUCUGCAAUCCGUCCCUCUCAGAUGUUGGGAAUUCGGCAAAGAAUCAUCCCUGUUCAUGAGGACAUCCAGGAACUCAGACUUCAAUGCUUUCCGCUCAGUCAAGAAGACGGGGCAGGGAAACUUGUCACGACACUAUCAACUCACUGAUUUCUCGUACGAUUUGAACCCUGAAGAGCCAACUACCCCAGAUGCUUUGAUCACUCUCACGGUCUACAAUCGUGUUCCUUGGGUACAAAGUUACCUAGUCCGCAUGUCCCAACAUGCCGUACUAGCAUCUCAAACCCUCGAGGACUUCAUGCGGUCCAUCCUCUGUGACUCCAGUGAGAUGCCAGUAGAGGAAGUCGACGCGGAGGGUGAUGUCACCGGAUAUUCCCUUGAUACUCGUUCUUCAGAUGGGGAGGAAGGCUGCUUGUUGUUGAUAGAGGACGUUGUCUAUGGUGACGGUCGGCCGGGUGUGGAUUAUGCAGAAAAACUAUUAUCGCACGUGUCAAAGUUGCCGCAGGAGAAACGUCCUGUGAUAACGAAGUCUUCUGCGGCACUCGGCCGAACCACAUUCAAUUCCCUCACACUACGAAUCAACCAACCAUAUUGGAUGCUUCAUCAAGGCAAUUGCGAACAUUUUAUCGUGGUUGAUCAAAUCAGGCUUCCGCAUCCAUCAGAUCCAGCAUCGGGGUAUCCACUGAUGCUUCACUUGACGCCUGCGCUUUCCGAGCUCUGCAAAGCAUGUUCUAAAGCUCCCGCGGUCAUAUCCGUCGUUGGCGACAUCCGACUUGGGGAAAGCCCUUGUCUGCUUUGUGGGCCGUGCUGGCGUUCCACGGGUUCUCCGAAGGACGACGGCGAAGUCAUGGUCGUGCCGUUGGUGGCUCACAACCGCUCAUGGGCUGAAGGAGGUGGUCGGAGAUAG
Molecule: messenger RNA, 1296 nt
Organism: Pisolithus orientalis
Lineage: Eukaryota; Fungi; Basidiomycota; Agaricomycetes; Boletales; Pisolithaceae
Product: snRNA-activating protein of 50kDa MW C terminal-domain-containing protein
Exons: 5
Coding region: 1-1296 (431 amino acids)
Biological process (GO): snRNA transcription by RNA polymerase II; snRNA transcription by RNA polymerase III
Cellular component (GO): snRNA-activating protein complex
Molecular function (GO): bent DNA binding; RNA polymerase II cis-regulatory region sequence-specific DNA binding; RNA polymerase III type 3 promoter sequence-specific DNA binding
Source: RefSeq, a predicted model, not a curated record